CCACUGGUGAAAUGGCUUUGGAAGAAUUCUUGAAACAAGUGAAAGAAACUUGGACUUCAUACGUCCUAGAACUUGUAAACUACCAAAAUAAAUGUCGCCUUAUUAAAGGAUGGGAUGAACUGUUCACUAAAUGUGGUGAAAAUCUCAAUUCACUAACUGCGAUGAAAAUGUCACCUUAUUACAAAGCUUUUGAAGAAGACGCUUCAUCAUGGGAGGAAAAAUUAAACAGAGUUCAUGUUUUAUUUGAUAUUUGGAUCGAUGUUCAACGUCAAUGGGUGUACUUAGAAGGCAUUUUUACUGGAAGUGCGGACAUUAAACAUUUACUUCCAGUUGAAACCACGCGUUUCCAAUCCAUAAAUACUGAAUUCUUGGCUGUUAUGAAGAAAGUGUACAAAUCCCCAUUUGUUUUAGACGUUCUAAACAUUCCAAAUGUUCAAAAAUCCUUGGAGCGUUUAGCUGAUCUCCUGGCUAAAAUUCAAAAAGCACUUGGUGAAUACCUUGAACGUCAACGUUCAACUUUCCCUCGUUUCUAUUUUGUGGGUGAUGAAGAUUUACUUGAAAUUAUUGGUAAUAGUAAAGACGUCGUUCGCAUUCAAAAGCAUUUCAAGAAAAUGUUUGCCGGUGUGGCCAAUAUCAUUCUUAGUGAAGACUGUGGUGUUAUUCUUGGUAUGUCAUCCCGAGAAGGAGAGGAAGUUCAUUUCAAGAAUCCAAUAACAAUUAAAGAUUAUUCGCGUAUAAAUGAUUGGCUGACUAUGAUAGAAACUCAAAUGCGUAUUUCUCUCGCAGAAUGUUUAAAAGAUGCUGUAAAUGAAUUGAAUACUUUCUAUUUAGCAGACGAAUUAGCUACACCGACAUUUUUAGAGUGGAUAGAAAAAUAUCCAGCGCAAUUAGUUGUAGUUGCUGUACAAAUUAUUUGGACUCAAUCCGUCGAAACAUCUCUUGAACAAUUGGGCGGCAAAGAACAAGAACCAUUAAACGGACCUCUAAAUUAUGUAAUACGUGCAUUAGAUGUUUUAGCAGAUACUGUACUUCAAGAUUUGCCUUCAACGCAACGUAAAAAAUGUGAACAUUUGAUUACUGAGCUUGUGCAUCAACGUGACACUAUCCGUCAAUUGCAACGUGAUAAAAUCUCUUCUCCCAAAGACUUUGCAUGGCUAUAUCACAUGAGAUUCUAUUUCAAUAUCAGCAAUGACGAUCCACUAUCACGUUUAGUUAUUAAAAUGGCAAAUGCACAAUUUUAUUAUGGAUAUGAGUACCUUGGUGUACCUGAUCGUUUAGUCCAAACACCACUCACAGACAGAUGCUAUUGCACUCUUACCCAAGCACUUGAAGCUAGGUUGGGUGGUUCUCCAUUUGUAAAGGCCCUUGGUGUUCAGUUGGGACGAUUUGUACUUGUAUUUUGUUGCGAUGAAAAUUUCGAUUUUCAAGCUAUGGGUCGUAUCUUUGUUGGACUUUGUCAAGUCGGGGCAUGGGGAUGCUUUGACGAAUUUAAUCGUCUUGAAGAGAGAAUUUUAUCUGCUGUUUCUCAACAAGUACAGACUAUUCAGCUUGGUCUUAAGGCUAUUACAGAAGAUCCAACCGCUGAAGUGGAAAUUGUUGGUAAAAACCUAAAAGUUAAUCCUAAUACUGGUAUCUUUAUUACUAUGAACCCGGGAUAUGCUGGUCGUUCCAAUUUACCUGACAACUUAAAGAAACUUUUCCGCAGCAUGGCCAUGACAAAACCAGAUCGCGAAUUAAUCGCACAAGUAAUGUUGUAUUCUCAAGGUUUCCGAACUGCAGAAACUCUUGCCUCAAAGGUUGUCCCGUUAUUCAACCUUUGUGCAGAACAACUUUCUCCGCAAGCACAUUACGAUUUUGGUCUUCGAGCCCUUAAGAGUGUGCUUGUUAGUGCCGGUAAUCUGAAACGUGAACGCCUUCAAGUACUUAGAGAAAGCAAUGCAGACAAAUCAGAAUAUACCAGAAUUUCAGAGUCAACACCUGAGCAAGAGAUUUUGAUACAAAGUAUUCGUGAAACUAUAGUUCCCAAAUUAGUAUCUGAUGAUAUUCCUCUUUUAACUAGUUUGCUUGCCGAUGUUUUCCCUGGCGUUGAAUAUUCACCGGUAGAUCUUGAUAAACUUACGGCAGAGAUUAAAAAUGUUUGUAAUGAGAGGUACCUUCUUGAUGGUGAAAUGUGGUUGGAAAAAGUUCUUCAACUUUAUCAAAUCCAAAAUAUUCAUCAUGGUCUUAUGAUGGUUGGACCUUCUGGUUCUGGUAAAUCAACUGCAUGGAAAGUAUUACUUCAAGCUUUGGAACGCGUUGAAGGUCGAGAAGGUGUUUCCUACGUUAUUGACCCCAAAGCUGUGUCAAAAGAUGCACUUUAUGGUAAUUUAGAUCAAACAACCCGUGAAUGGACGGAUGGUCUGUUCACCCAUAUUCUUCGAAAAAUUAUUGAUAACGUUCGUGGUGAAAAACUCAAAAGACAUUGGAUUAUUUUUGAUGGCGAUGUGGAUCCAGAAUGGGUUGAAAAUUUAAAUUCUGUAUUGGAUGAUAAUCGAUUAUUAACUCUUCCUAAUGGUGAACGUUUAAGUCUUCCGCAUAAUGUCCGCAUUAUGUUUGAAGUAGAAAAUCUAAAAUACGCCACUUUAGCUACCGUCAGUCGUUGUGGUAUGGUGUGGUUCUCAUCGGAAGUAGUCACUCUUGAAAUGAUUUAUUAUAAUUAUUUGGAAAAUCUGAAAUCUGUUCCUUUGGAUGAAAAUGAAGAAGAAGGAUCAUCAACUCAUAAAGUUGAGAGUGCAGAAGAUACUGUCUCACCGCAUCUUAGUACACAACGUAGCAUUGCAAAUAUUCUUGCCAAACAUAUGACUGAAGAAGGAUUAGUCACAAAAACUCUUAUGCAAGCAGAUAAAUUAGAUCAUAUUAUGGACUUUACUUACAUGCGCGCGUUGAAUACGCUAUUCUCAUUAUUAAAUAAAACUGUUCGUAAUGUAAUUGAUUAUAAUACACAACAUCCUGAUUUCCCAAUGUCGGCAGAAAUUUUAGAUAGUUAUGUAACAAAACGGCUAGUUCUUGGCGUUAUUUGGAGUUUCUCUGGGGACGCUAAACUAGACUACCGUGCUGAAUUAGGUGAUUUUGUUCGUGGAAUAGCUACAGUCGACUUACCUCCUCCGCAGCCGGGCUCAACUCUCAUUGAUUAUGAUGUUCAAAUCAACAAUGGUGAUUGGACGUCAUGGACUGGCAAAGUUCCAACCAUUGAAAUUGAAACUCAUACAGUAGCUGAGGCUGAUGUAGUUGUUCCUACAGUUGAUACUGUCCGUCACGAAGAAAUAUUAUAUUCCUGGCUAUCAGAACACAAACCUCUUUUAUUAUGCGGUCCUCCUGGAUCAGGAAAAACCAUGACAUUAUUUAGUGCCCUUAGAAAAUUGCCGGACAUGGAGGUUGUUGGUCUCAACUUUUCCAGCGCUACCACACCUGAAUUAAUUUUAAAAACAUUUGAACAAUAUUGUGAAUAUCGUAAAACUCCAAACGGUGUUAUUUUAUCACCUGUUGCCAUUGGUCGUUGGAUUGUGGUAUUUUGUGACGAGAUCAAUCUUCCUGUAAGUGAUCAAUAUGGCACUCAACGCGUUAUCUCAUUUUUAAGGCAAUUAAUUGAAUGUGGUGGUUAUUGGAGAACGUCUGAUAAAGCAUGGGUUAAAUUGGAGCGAAUCCAAUUUGUUGGUGCUUGUAAUCCUCCUACGGAUCCUGGACGUGUGCCAUUAACUCAUAGAUACCUUCGUCAUGCUCCUUUAGUGAUGGUCGAUUAUCCCGGUGAAAUUUCCCUUAACCAAAUUUACGGAACAUUUGCUCGUGCCAUGUUAAAAGUUAUUCCUUCACUUAAAGGAUACGCUGAACCGCUUACAGCUGCUAUGGUUGAAUUUUAUCUUAUGUCUCAAAAACGUUUUACUCCUGAUAUCCAAGCCCAUUAUAUUUAUUCUCCCAGAGAAUUGACUAGAUGGAUGAGAGGUAUAUUCGAGGCAAUUAAGCCUUUGGAAUCCCUUUCUCUUGAAGGUUUAGUUCGUAUUUGGGCGCAUGAAGCUUUGCGAUUAUUCCAGGACCGUCUUGUUACUGAAGAAGAGAGAAAAUGGACGGAUGAGAACAUUGAUGCUACUGCUUUGAAGCAUUUUCCAAAUUUGAACACUUCUGAGGCUUUACAUCGACCAAUUUUAUUCUCUAAUUGGUUAUCGAAACAUUAUAUCCCUGUUGAACGUGAAGAUUUGCGUGAUUAUGUUAAAGCUCGUCUCAAAGUCUUUUAUGAAGAAGAAUUAGACGUCCCACUAGUUUUAUUCAAUGAUGUCUUGGAUCACGUUCUUCGUAUUGAUCGUGUAUUUAGACAAAUGCAAGGACAUUUACUUUUAAUUGGUGUAAGUGGAUCUGGCAAGACUACUUUGUCUAGAUUUGUUGCUUGGAUGAAUGGAUUAAGUGUUUUCCAAAUUAAAGCGCAUAAUAAGUAUACUGGUGAUGAUUUUGAUGAUGAUUUAAGAACAGUCUUAAGAAGGGCUGGUUGUAAAGGAGAAAAAAUCUGCUUUGUAAUGGAUGAAUCAAACGUGUUAGAUUCAGGUUUCUUGGAACGUAUGAAUACGCUCCUUGCUAACGCUGAAGUUCCUGGGUUAUUCGAAGGUGAUGAAUAUAAUGCGUUAAUGACAAGUUGUAAGGAAGGUGCUCAGAGGGAUGGAUUAAUGUUAGAUUCUCCUGAAGAAUUAUAUAAAUGGUUCACACAACAAGUAAUGAAAAACCUUCAUGUUGUAUUUACAAUGAAUCCUCCAGAAGGUGGUCUCGCUUCUCGUGCGGCAACAUCUCCCGCUCUUUUCAAUCGUUGUGUUUUAGAUUGGUUCGGUGAUUGGUCGGAUCAAGCUUUCUUCCAAGUAGGCAUGGAAUUCACUCAAAACUUGGACUUGGAUCUUCAAACAUAUUCAGCACCUCCAAACUUCCCUAUUGUAUAUAGAUUAUUGUCUUUACCGCCAUCGCAUCGUUCUGCCAUUGUGAAUGCAUUCGUUUUCGUUCAUCAAUCUCUUUACGAGAUUAAUGCAAAAUUGAGCAAACGCCAAGGUCGUUAUAAUUAUGUAACUCCACGCCAUUACUUGGAUUUUAUUAAUCAUUAUGUACGAUUAUUCAAUGAAAAACGUGAAGAUCUUGAGGAGCAACAACGUCAUUUGAAUGUUGGUUUAGAAAAAUUAAAAGAAACUGUUGAUACUGUUGAUAAACUUCGUAGUGAUUUAGCUAUAAAGAAUCAAGAGCUUCAAGAAAAGGAUCGUGAAGCUAAUGAAAAAUUCAAGAAAUUGCUUGAAGAUCAAAAUGAAGCUGAAAAACGUAAAAAGGAUGUAGAAGAAAUUUCAGUCGCCCUCGAGGUUCAAAAUAAAGCAAUCGAAGAACGUCGUGAAGUAGUAGUGAGGGAUUUAGCCAAUGCUGAACCAGCUCUUGAGGACGCAAAAAAGAGUGUAAGAGGUAUUACGAGGCAACAUCUUACUGAAGUACGCUCAAUGAACAACCCUCCAGAGGCAGUGAAAAUGGCAAUGACAUCAGUUUGUCUUUUACUCGGUAGAAGAGGCGAUAGCUGGUCACAAUUGCAGGCUAUCAUCCGAUCUGAUGACUUUAUUAAUAGUAUUGUUCAAUAUGAUACUAACAAAUUGACUAAAACUGUGAGAGAAAAAAUUAAAGUAGAAUAUCUUACCAAACCUAAUUAUAAUUUCGAGACUGUAAACAGAGCUAGUAAGGCAUGUGGACCUUUGGUUAAAUGGGUAAUUGCUCAAGUCGGCUAUUCAGAUAUUUUGGACAGAGUCGGUCCUAUGCGUAGGGAAAUGGAGGAUUUAGAAGCACAACAACAGCAAACUCAACAACAAGCUGAGUGUAUGAAACAAGAGAUCAAAGAUUUAGAAAAGAAAAUAGCUAUAUAUAAGGAUGAAUAUACAGAUUUAAUUAAAGAUAAAGAAGCUAUUAAAGAAGUAAUGAACUCUGUUAAGAAUAAAGUAGAUAGAAGUAUGACUCUUCUUGCUAGUUUAUCAUCUGAAAAGGAAAGAUGGGUAACUGGUAGUCAAGCAUUUGAAACACAGAUGGGAACAAUUGUAGGGGAUGUAUUACUUUCUGCAGCAUUCCUUGCCUAUGGUGGAUAUUUCGAUCAACAGUACCGUGAAACGUUACUUAGAAAGUGGAAGGAACACUUAAAUACCGCCGAGAUUAAAUAUAAGCCCGAACUUUCAUUGACAGAAUAUUUGUCAUCAGCUGAUGAUCGUCUUUCCUGGCAAGCAAAUUCCCUCCCGGCUGAUGAUCUAUGUACUGAAAAUGCUAUUAUGCUUAAGAGAUUCAAUAGAUAUCCGCUCAUUAUUGAUCCAUCUGGCCAGGCUUCUUCAUUUUUAAAGAAUGAAUUUAAAAACAAAAAAAUUACUGUUACUAGUUUCUUAGAUGAUUCAUUUGUUAAGAACUUGGAAAGUGCUCUUCGUUUCGGUAAUCCUUUACUUAUUCAAGACGUUGAACAUCUUGACCCUAUUUUAAAUCCUGUUCUCAACAAAGAAUUGCGCCGUACUGGCGGUCGUGUUCUAAUAAGAUUGGGUGGACAAGAUAUUGACUUCUCACCAUCAUUUACACUUUUCCUAUCAACUCGUGAUCCUUCUGUCAAUUUCCCCCCAGACGUGUGCAGCAGAGUAACAUUUGUUAACUUUACUGUAACACGUAGUAGUUUACAAAGCCAAUGUCUUAAUCAAGUGCUUAAGGUUGAGCGACCUGAUACGGAUCAGAAACGAACAGAUUUAAUCAAACUUCAAGGUGAAUUCAAAUUAAGGUUGAGACAUCUCGAAAAAUCUCUUUUGCAGGCUUUAAAUGAAUCUAAGGGCAAUAUCUUGGAUGAUACUCAUAUAUUGGAUACAUUGGAAAAAUUGAAAAAAGAGGCCGCUGAAAUCACUCGCAAAGUUGAAGAAACUGACACUAUCAUGCAAGAAGUUGAACGAGUUACAGCACAAUAUACACCUUUAGCUCAAGCCUGUAGUUCUGUUUUCUUUGUUAUGGAACAAAUAAACAUUUUACAUCACUUUUAUCAGUUUUCCCUUGAAUACUUUUAUGAAAUAUUCCAGUAUAUCCUUCAUGAAAAUCCAAACCUCAAAAACAUUACAGAACCUGAAGAAAGGUUGAAAAUUAUCACUCGUGAUCUUUUUAAAUUGACUUUCAAACGUGUGUCGCGAGCUUUACUACAUGAAGACUAUGUUACAUUCGCAGUUUUGCUAUCUCAAAUUAAACUUCGUGGAACUCCUGAUCAUGUUGAUGAAAAUGAAUACGAUUACUUAUUAAGUGGCGGUGAUGUCGUACCCGGAUCAAAAGUCACAGCACGCGAACUAGGAUUACCCGAAAAUAUCUUUGAUUCUGAUCAACUUUGUAAAAUAAAAGAAUUCACAAGUCUUAAAUGUUUCUCGGGACUUUGUAGGAAUAUUAGUGAUAAUGUUGAUGAAUGGAUGAAGUUUAUGAAAUAUGAUGAGCCUGAGCAACAUGUGCCUGAAUUUUCGGAUACUCCAUUGCCUCAAACUGUUGUACAAUUACGUAAAAUAUUGAUUAUCAAAUGCUUCCGCCCUGAUAGACUUAUUCCUGCCGUAACUGAAUUCGUAUCUAUCGCGUUUGAGCCAGGUUUCGCCACUCAAACAGAAUUAGAUUUCAAGUCAUUGGUGAUUGACGAAGUUCAACCUACCACUCCUAUUUCCUUAUGUUCAGUUCCUGGAUAUGACGCAAGUUAUCGUGUAGAUAAUCUUGUAAAUGAAAUGAGUGUCAAAUGUACAUCUGUUGCCAUGGGUUCUCAAGAGGGUUUCACUUUGGCCGAUCAAGCUAUUGCAACUGCGGUCAAAAACGGAAAUUGGGUUUUAUUGAAAAAUGUUCAUCUAGCUACAUCAUGGCUAGGUCAACUAGAAAAGAAGUUACAUAGUAUGAAAGCACAUAGAAGCUUUAGACUUUUCCUCACCAUGGAGACAAAUCCCAAGGUACCAGUCAAUUUAUUGCGUCUAUCCCGUGUACUUAUGUUCGAGCCUCUACCAGGUAUUAAGGCAAAUCUUCAAGACUCUCUUAAGAGUAUCCCACAAUCACGUUUCUCAAAAGGUCCAAGAGAACGCGCGCGUCUUUACUUCAUGCUUGCUUGGUUGCAUGCUAUCGUGCAAGAACGUCUUCGUUAUGCUCCUCUUGGCUGGACUAAGAUAUACGAGUUUAAUGAUUCAGAUCAGGACUUUGCAAUUAAUACUAUUGACGCUUGGCUGAAUUCAGUCGCUAAAGACAGAGAAAAUAUUUCCCCAGAUAAGAUUCCUUGGGAAGCACUUCGUACAUUAAUCUGUGUUGCUGGUUAUGGCGGCCGUAUUGAUAAUGAAUUUGACAAGCGUCUUCUCGAGUGCUUCGUAAAUGGUUUAUUCUCACCUGCUGCUUAUGAAUUUGAUUUUCCGCUUGUUGAUUCAGAAGACUCGCAUAAACUGGCCAUUCCUGAUGGCACAAAAAUGGAAGACUUUGUAAACUGGGUUAAUAAUCUUCCAGAACGCGAGCCACCUAUAUGGCUAGGAUUACCAAGCAAUGCAGAAAGAGUUUUAGCUACAAGCAAAGGUUACGCGAUGCUUGUGAAAGUUAGAAAAAUGAAGAAUACGGCUGAUGAUGAUGAAGUUGAAUCGUCUCAAGAGUCAGAUUCUCAAUCAUCAACCCAACCAGCUUGGAUGCGUGCAUUACAUUCGUCUGUCGAGGGAUGGUUAGGCGUGCUCCCCGCAAAGAUUCAAAUGAUGAGCCGUACUUCUGAAAGUAUCAAAAAUCCAUUAUUCAGAUUCUUUGAUCGAGAAAACUCAAUUGGACGUAGUCUUCUCAAGAAAAUUCGGCAAGAUCUUGAGGAUGUCGUUAAAGUUUGUAAGGGUGAACUCAAACAAACAAAUCAUUUGCGUAUUAUACCGGAUCACUGGCGAAAAUAUAAAGUCGCCAAAAAUGUGUCCCUAAAUCACUGGAUUGCGGAUUUCAGGAGUAGACUUCAACAACUUGAAAGCAUUACAAAAUUACAUGACUUUUUAGAUUUACAAGUAUGGAUUGGUGGUCUUUUCAUGCCUGAAGCAUUUAUUACGGCCACACGCCAAGCAGUAGCACAAAAACAUAAAUGGUCAUUAGAACAAUUGGUAUUAGAAAUUUCUCUUAAUAAGAGUGGAGAUCCUGAUUCUUUUGCUUUAACUGGACUCAAGCUUGAAGGUGCCGAAUGGACAGGCAAUCAAUUGAGUCUUUGCGGAGUUCCGACAACGAAAUUAGAAACUUCUCAAAUUAAAUGGGUUUUAAGUUCGCAAGCUACUUCAACCACCGAAACAACUGUAAACCUUCCGGUUUAUCUUAAUGAGGAUCGUUCUGAUUUACUAUUUAUUAUAAAUAUUGAAGCAAAAGCCUCUGAAAAGGUUAAGAUUGCACAACGUGGAGUAGCCAUUGUCCUUUAA
This is a messenger RNA of Dentiscutata heterogama, 9428 nucleotides long. NCBI's taxonomy places the organism in Eukaryota, Fungi, Glomeromycota, Glomeromycetes, Diversisporales, Gigasporaceae. The record is from the annotation of a GenBank genome assembly.